Messenger RNA from Thunnus maccoyii (southern bluefin tuna), 3501 nucleotides. RefSeq names its product tRNA-uridine aminocarboxypropyltransferase 2-like. The transcript is spliced from 2 exons. The coding region runs from base 796 to 3219 and encodes 807 amino acids. The record is from RefSeq and is a predicted model, not a curated record. NCBI's taxonomy places the organism in Eukaryota, Metazoa, Chordata, Actinopteri, Scombriformes, Scombridae.
CACGAGGACAACUUUUGCCCAGAUACAACCUGUUGACUAUAAGCGAAACCCUCGCCAACUCCUCCAGUCUUCCACCUCUCAUGUAGUAUCCCUAUCACACUGCAGGACAGACGCUAACAGGUGCAAGGUUUGACAUUUUCAUUGAAGCGUGGCUCAAGAGUAAAGAAACGCAACUUUUGAAGCUGAACUUUUUAAAAAAUUAAGUAGCACAUUAGCUCAUAAAUAUGAGUUGUAAAGGGGAAAGGGUGAUAAAAGUAGAGGUGGUGGUGCUCAAGCUUGCUAUUUUGUUCCAGUUUUGUUUUCCUCACCAGUUCACUGCCGCCUGCUUAAAUGCAAUAAAGGGAUAUUUUUAUUUUUAUCUCUUAUAAGUUGUGUACAACUCAAGAUCAAACUGUACCCACUUUCGGCAUUCUUGACAGACUUAUAGACACUCAUGACAUUGGAUAUAGGCCACCAGCACAAAUUAUAUUUAGACCUGGCACGAAAAAUAAAGCAGAGACAUUGCAUAAGCUGCAUUUUUUUGACAGUAAAAAGUAGUCAUAGGCUGCAACAGAUUAACCCUGAUUAACCCAUAAUAUUGAAAAUGCCAGGGUUCACUCUGUGCGGACAGAUGACAAAUUAACCUCCUUGCAUGUUGCAAAUGCUUCAGAUGAAACACUGGAGGACUAGUUUUCUAUUUCAAGAUUACGCUGAGCAAGAAAACCCGAGUCGAGCACGCUUGCUUAGAAUGUGAUCAACAGAGCGGCGCUGAGUUGUGGUGAGAGGCUACGGCGAAUUCAUCAAGAUAUUACAACAAUGGAUACUUUGACAGAAGAUUUUGCACCAUCAGAUGUUGAUACUGAGAUGACGGUGUUGACACCUGAAGAUAUCACAGAUCAAAACCCUGACGCCAGUGAUGAUGUGGAGAAUCUUCGAAACAGUUUACGUGAGGCUGUCCACGAUGAGAAUGUCCGGCCUAAGAUGCAGUGCCUGAUGAUGGACUCUUCCUUCUCCAUGGUUACUAUGCAAGGUGAGGACAGCGGGAUCGCUUGGGAGACGACCCCUAGUCGCUGUUCCACGCCGUGGGCGUCUGAAGCCGGAAACUUCACAAUGGACUUCAGCUCUCUGGUUGCAGUACGGCCUGCGACACCUGGAUCCCAACCAGCAGGAAAGAUUAUCUUUGUCAUGGAUGAGGAGCUGAUGUCAAGGCGGAAGAAAACCAAAGAGAGGGUAGGUGGUCAUAGGAGCAAAGCAGACAGACAAGUCCUUGCUGAAAGCUCUGACAACAUCUCAGGAAGGCCGGAAUUAAUCGGAUUCUCUCAGCCAAAUGUGAAAACUGAAGAAGAGGAAGACGAAGAAGAACCAACUGACCCUCUGGAAGAUAAAGAGCAACGGUUAUUCAGCUUAGUGUCUGAAGGCUCUGAAAUCCUCAACAUUAUUGUUCCUCCAAAACUGGUUACUGUGGAUGAAGAGGAGAGCAAAGAAAUGGUGGACAACCUGUCUUAUCUGGAGGAGAGCCUUCUUCCUAAAGCCAGCGAAGAGACCCAAGACAGUGUGUUCGACCUGAACUAUGAGAUGGUGAUCUCACCACACACUCCAACAGAAUCAAGUGCAGUAAGAUACGACCAGCCUUCACCUGCCAUGGGUCCCUAUGUAAUGGAUCCACCAGGAGCCCCAGUGGCCAGACCUCCGGAGAGAAGAGCUGCUGGCAAUGUGGACUACUUUGAGCCGUUCACGCUGAUUGGUGCCCAGGCUCCAGGAAGUCCUGCUGUGAUCGCACAGGAACAGGUGGAAUUAGAGGCAGAGGACACCACUGAGAGCCAGGACAAGCAACCAGAGCAGUCUAGAGACCACCCCACCAUAACAAACUUAAUGAAGGAUAAUGAAAAGUCGGACACCAUCAGUCUGGGGGAAAUCACCAGCGAGCUUCUAGAUGAAGUCUUCUACGGAGGUACAGACAACGACGAUAUGAAACCAGACAAAGAGGACGGAGGUGGAGGGGCUAAAGGCGUGCCCUCUAGGCUCCCUUCAAAACCAAGUGGUUCGACUUUGUUUGGAAGCCAAGAGGACAUCCUGACUCCAAUCUUCCUACCUGAGGGACCGCCCAAAAUUAUCGACCCCAUUUUGCUGGAGGAACCCAAAGCCAUGGCCUUUCUUUACACGGACCUGUAUGAGGAAGCACUCGGCAGUCGGCAAAAAGAGGAGGAUACAGAAAGUAUGACCUCUGAGAAGUCCUUCCACAGCAGGCAUUCGGACCGGGAGGCCAGGGGGUACCUGGAGAAAUAUGUCCUUAUAGAUGAGACUCCUGUAGUGGAAGCAGAACCAACUGAUAAAGAAAAAUGCCAAGAGGAAGGACCUCGGAUAUUGUACGAAGAUUUGCAUGAUUUUGGCAAUUUUAUUUCCAAGCCAGACGAAAGUGACAUGCCAAACUUAGAGGAGGAAGUCACAGACUUCUUCAGAUCCAGCGCCAAUUCUUCUCCAUGUGAUGUGGAACCUUUCCCUCGAUCACUAGAAGAAGAUGAAACAGAAUCAACAACAAAGAGUACAGCAAAGGUAAACAAAAGUGUCUCCAUAAUGGUAGAAGAAGUCGCUCAAACCCCAGAAGAUCCACUUAACGACUCAUUCUUUGCCUCAGAGGAACUUGACUGGGGAGAUACAUAUGACUAUCCUGAAGAAGCCCUGGAGGAGACAGAUGUGUUUACAGAUGAGGAAUUGUGGGAAGAAGACUUGGAAGUGCAAAAGCCAGUUGCUCCUCCUAGAAGAAAAGCAACAUCCUCUCCUAAGGCAUGUUUGGACUUAACACCUUUGACUCCAGUUGAUUUAAUUAGGCAGGAAAAGGAAGAGGCUUGUGGAAAAGAACAGAGGGAGGAAGAGAAAGAGACGGCAUCACCUGCAGAGACUGCUGAUGAGGGAGAUGAAGAUGGAGAAGAGGCGAUACCGGCUGAUGCUUCUCCAUCCGAGAAUGCAUUGACUGAACCCCCACAAACUGAAAAUGUAAAAGAUAGCAAAGAAAUAUCCGCCUUGGACACAAAACCAGCUUUAGCUGAGGAGAAAGACACUAAAUCUGUAGAAGAAGACAAAAGAAGUAAGACUGAAGCUGCUACAAAACAAACUGAACCAGUAAAAGUAGUUAUUAAGUCAUCAGAAUCAGCUAAAGCAGAAGUUAAACCUGAGAAACAAAGAGAUAGUUCAACUGCCGUACCAACUAAACCAGAUAAAGGACAGUGUGUAAUACUUUAGUGUGACUACAAGUAUUUUUCAAUAAGUUUUUUGACUGAGAGACAUUGAGAAAUUUUCAAAUGUGCUUUUAAUAUAAGUAAUAGGGGCCAAAAUCCACAUUAUGUCCACACAGUCAUGUUGUGCAAAAAUGCAUUUAAAAGUUAAUCUGAGGAGUUUAUAUGAGGUUUUGGCAGUCUGAGUUAGCCAUAUCAAGUGCAUAUCUGUCUCAUUUACAGUCUUUUUAGCAUCAAAUUCCCUCUUUGUGUUUUCUCAGACAGUGUUUCCCUGUUGAGCUGCGGUGGA